Molecule: messenger RNA, 1437 nt
Organism: Lobosporangium transversale
Lineage: Eukaryota; Fungi; Mortierellomycota; Mortierellomycetes; Mortierellales; Mortierellaceae
Exons: 3
Coding region: 121-1293 (390 amino acids)
Molecular function (GO): NAD binding
Source: RefSeq, a predicted model, not a curated record
AUUUACUCAUCACUUGAAUGGUCUCUCAUCUCACUAUUUGCCAUCAACCACUGUCAUCACUCAUCCACAUAUACACAUAUACCCUAAUCAUAAGAAAACCACAAGAAACAGCUCUUCAAUAUGCCUUCUCGCGAUACCCCCCGCCCCACCAUGCUUAUCCUUGAUGAGUUACCUCAGUCCUGCAAGAAUAUCCUCUCUUCUGGAGGAAUCCAGCUUGAGUUCCUGGACGCUCACAAGGCCUCAUUUGCUGAGAUUCAGCUCAGGAUGAGUUACUGCAAUCUCAUUGCCAUUCGUUCCCGAAAAACUGCUGAAAUUAUCUCCUACCUCCUCUCGUACUGGCCUACCUCACGUUUGCAUGCUAUUGCCUGCUUUGAGGGUGGUGUUGCCUCGGCCCUGACCAUUAAGCAUAUUCCUAUCUUAACCCUGGACUCUACUCCUUCCCCUUAUGCUGUUAGUGAGCUUUGCCUCUCCUUGACCAUUAUCCUUUCUCGUCAGCUUUUAAAUCGUAACCGUCAAGCUCACGGCGGCAUCUGGAACAAGGAUCACACCAACUGCCAUGAGAUUCGCAACAAGACCAUGGGCAUCUUGGGAAUCGAGUCCAAUCAGGUCUGUGGUCAUCAGACCGGUAUCUUGGCUCAGGCGCUAGGUAUGCAUGUCAUUGCACAUACUCCGCGCUUACAUAUAAUGACUCAUGGACGCACCACAAACGUCAAAGACCUGGACACGGUUGCACAACAGUCUGAUUUUAUGGUCAUUUUGGAUGAUGGUGACUUGAUGGAAAACCCGGCCUCGAUCCAAGUUCGUAGAUCUCUGCAGGGACAAAUCUUAAUCCAUGCUAGUGUUGGUGACGACGAUGGCAAGCGGACUAAGAAGUUUUUGAACUGGCUUGAAAAGGCAGUGGCACCUGUCACGGAGGAGCAAGAGAAGAAGAUCCCAAUCCAAUUGGGCGGUUUGGCCAUCGUAAUUCCUUCAAGCGAUUUUGAUGAGGAUUAUUUCUGUAACAGUGUUGAUGUACAAACUCAUGGAGGAUCCCUAGAAGAAGAAGCUCGAGAUGAAGGCUACUCUACAGAGGACUAUUAUGCAUGCUUCAAGACUGGACAACAUGGUCGGACCUCGACCGCUGUACAAAAAAGGCGUCUUGCGUGGCGUGAUCAACUACGACGAAUCGGUGUCGAUAAUGUUGUCUUUAUCCCUCAGCACACAUUGGACACCGUAGAGUCUUUUACAGCGAGUGCCAACAAGUUUGUACACAAGCUUGUGGAUAUGAGUAAGGAAAUCAUGACGCUGACCUGAGUGUGCCUCAUCAUCUAUUAGAAUGAUAUACUCGAAUUUCUGGUAUGGCCUAAAGGACGUAAUCUCCGUUGUUCCUGUUAGAGGGGAUUUCUUUUUUAUAACAGUUAUCUUGCUCGUACCAUGAAAUAAAAAUUGUAUCAAAAC